UUACAAAUAUAAUCCCUUGUUCUCUGGUUUUUGCUUUGCUCAUGGAGACUUCUGCUGGCGACGAUGCUUCCUCCACUGUUUGGGAUGAUGCUUGCUUCGACGCCAUGUUUUCUGGCGUCAGUCUCCAGUCGUUUCUCGCGGGUGGUAGCCAGAGCCACACAUUGUUGCCGUCUCUGUUCGGAGGAUGCUACGUUGCCGAUUCUCUUACUUUUCCUGACGGUAUGACGUCGUUGUAUCCUCAGGUAAGCUCUAACUUCGUCGCUGAAAGUACCGCCUCUUCCGAUGGUCCCUUCUUCAAGUUGCCUAAAUCCGAGCCGAUGAGUGUGUAUGAACAAACGGAGACUCAAGAAUCCACGUUCCUUUUUCAUGAUUCGACGUCGUUUCCUCACUUGCCCGAUCUCCGUUCCUUGGAGCAAUGUUCGUCGUCGUUUAACAAGCGUGCUCGAGUCGAUUCUGUGAUGAAUCCGUUGCAGAUGGUGGAGCCGAUGGUGCGAACAUGUGAGGGGUUCCAGAACUUUUUUGUGCCGUACGAGUACAAACACUCGCCGGAUUUAACCACUUCUGCUGCCGUGUCUCCUGCUGUUCAAAUCCCUCGCAGCGCUUUGGCUCGACAGCGUCGUCAGAAAUUGAGCGACAAGACGCGUUGCUUGCAGAAACUACUGCCAUGGGACAAAAAAAUGGACAUCGCUACAAUGCUUGAAGAAGCGUGCAAGUACGUCAAGUUCCUUCAGGCACAACUCCUCGCGCUUCAAUCCAUGCCCCGUGAAUCGGCCAUUUCUAGUUAUUCAAAUAAUCAUUACAUCACCGAGUUGUUGCGUUUUCUCGGCAGAACAGUUGGGCCUUAUCCAGAAGAUCGCGGAGAAACGAGUUCUGCUGCAGCAAAUGUCGACAUUCCGUCCCAAGCCCUAGUUUCCGAUCGAGUUCCACCGUUCGUGAUUCAGACCGACGGAACGGUGAAAGUACAAAAGAACAGCUACCUUAGUGUUAUGACUCCUAGUGAUCAUGAAAAUGAGGUACAAAAUUUUCAGUAA
Messenger RNA from Cucurbita moschata (crookneck pumpkin), 1031 nucleotides. RefSeq lists its product as uncharacterized. Bases 42 to 1031 code for a protein of 329 amino acids. Gene Ontology annotation, biological process: regulation of DNA-templated transcription. The record is from RefSeq and is a predicted model, not a curated record. The transcript has 3 exons. Gene Ontology annotation, molecular function: protein dimerization activity; DNA-binding transcription factor activity. NCBI's taxonomy places the organism in Eukaryota, Viridiplantae, Streptophyta, Magnoliopsida, Cucurbitales, Cucurbitaceae.